Prunus armeniaca (apricot) is the source of this 210-nucleotide messenger RNA. Lineage: Eukaryota; Viridiplantae; Streptophyta; Magnoliopsida; Rosales; Rosaceae. The record is from the annotation of a GenBank genome assembly.
AUGGAUUUGGCUCCAUUGUUCCUCGAUAAUUGCUCUUACCCCCAUUUCUGGUCUCGGCAAUCAUACAUUCUUGUGUAUGUCAUGGACAUUUACCGUUCACAGAAGCAGAUAGAAAUGCUAGAAUCGAUGAAGAAGAGUGGAGGGAAUAAGUUGCAGAAAAUCCUUCGUUACUCCAAGUGCUCCGAUGGAAUUUGUAAGGCAACUCAUUAG